This is a messenger RNA of Lipotes vexillifer (Yangtze River dolphin), 4721 nucleotides long. RefSeq names its product G-patch domain containing 8 (gene GPATCH8). Gene Ontology annotation, cellular component: nucleus. Bases 284 to 4576 code for a protein of 1430 amino acids. The record is from RefSeq and is a predicted model, not a curated record. The transcript has 9 exons. NCBI's taxonomy places the organism in Eukaryota, Metazoa, Chordata, Mammalia, Artiodactyla, Lipotidae.
GCGUCGUCGUGAGAGGAGUGAAGGCGGCAAAAUGGCGGACCGCUUCUCCCGCUUCAACGAGGACCGAGACUUUCAGGGUAAUCACUUUGAUCAGUAUGAAGAAGGACAUUUGGAAAUUGAACAAGCAUCACUUGACAAGCCUAUAGAAUCGCCCAGUUUUUAAAGCCAGGAUAAUAUUGGACAUCGCUUACUCCAGAAACAUGGGUGGAAGCUGGGCCAGGGAUUGGGAAAAUCUCUUCAGGGGAGAACAGAUCCCAUUCCAAUCGUUGUCAAGUAUGAUGUCAUGGGCAUGGGUCGCAUGGAAAUGGAGCUUGAUUAUGCCGAAGAUGCUACCGAACGGCGCCGUGUCCUAGAAGUAGAAAAAGAAGACACAGAAGAACUGAGACAGAAGUACAAGGAUUAUGUUGAUAAAGAGAAGGCAAUUGCCAAAGCGUUGGAAGACCUCAGAGCCAACUUUUACUGUGAACUCUGUGAUAAGCAAUAUCAGAAACAUCAGGAAUUUGACAACCAUAUCAACUCCUAUGAUCAUGCACACAAGCAGAGAUUGAAAGAUCUCAAGCAGAGAGAGUUUGCUCGAAAUGUCUCUUCAAGAUCCCGCAAAGAUGAGAAGAAGCAGGAGAAAGCCCUGCGGCGGCUCCACGAGUUGGCAGAGCAAAGAAAACAAGCUGAAUGUGCACCUGGAAGUGGUCCCAUGUUCAGACCAACCACAGUGGCUGUAGAUGAAGAAGGUGGAGAUGAUGAUAAAGAAGAAUCAGCGACAAACAGUGGCACAAGUGCCACUGCCACUUGUGGCCUGGGAUCUGAAUUCUCCACAGAUAAAGGAGGCCCUUUCACUGCAGUACAAAUCACUAAUACCACUGGACUGGCACAGUCUCCUGGGCUAGCCUCUCAAGGCGUCAGCUUUGGCAUUAAGAAUAAUCUGGGGACCCCACUGCAAAAACUGGGAGUGUCAUUUUCCUUUGCCAAGAAGGCUCCUGUCAAACUCGAAUCAAUAGCAUCAGUUUUCAAGGACCAUGCAGAGGAAGGGACCUCUGAAGAUGGAACAAAAGCUGAUGAGAAGAGUACAGACCAAGGACUGCAGAAGGUGGGAGACUCCGAUGGUAGCAGUAAUCUCGAUGGUAAAAAAGAGGAUGAAGACCCUCAGGACGGAGGGUCCCUUGCCUCAACAUUAUCUAAGUUAAAAAGAAUGAAGCGAGAAGAAGGAGCUGGGGCUACAGAGCCAGAGUAUUACCACUACAUUCCCCCAGCACACUGCAAAGUAAAACCUAAUUUUCCUUUCCUACUCUUUAUGAGAGCCAGUGAACAAAUGGAAGGUGAUAAUAGUACACACCCAAAGAAUGCCCUAGACAGCAAAAAAAGUAGUUCUCCCAAGCCUAAAGGCUGUAUCAAGGUGGCAGCAAGCCAAGCAGCAGAAAAGACAGUUGGUGAAGUCUCUGAACAGCAGAUGGAAACCACUGUGGCUGAGCCCUCAGAGCCUGAAAGCAAAGCUGAGACAAAGAAGGCCUCAGGAGGGGAUGUAAGUGAGCAUAGUUUAGAGAGUCAGAGUCAGAAGGAUUCAGAGAUCCAAAUGUGUGAGUCUAGUCCUCCUAAAGAAAUCUCUCAGGCCACUCCAGCAGGGAAAGAAAGCCAAGAGGGACCCAGACAUCCUACUGGUCCCUUCUUUCCAGUUUUAAGCAAAGAUGAAAGCACUGCCCUCCAGUGGCCAUCAGAACUAUUAAUUUUCACGAAGGCAGAACCCUCCAUUUCUUACAGUUGUAAUCCUUUGUACUUUGACUUCAAGCUUUCAAGGAACAAAGAUGCCAGAGCUAAAGGGACAGAAAAACCAAAGGAUAUAGGAGGCUCCUCAAAGGACCAUCUCCAAAGCCUUGAUCCUAGUGAGCCAAAUAAAAGCAAAGAGGAGGGAGAGAAUGUAGAACAUUCUUCAGGAGGCAGAAUAGACGCACCUGCUUCAGGGUCUGCCUGUAGUGGCCUGAAUAAGCAGGAGCCUGGGGGUAGCCAUGGGUCAGAGACAGAAGACACAGGGAGAAGCCUUCCUAGCAAGAAAGAACGAUCUGGGAAGUCCCACCGACACAAAAAGAAGAAGAAACACAAAAAAUCCAGCAAACACAAACGGAAACACAAGCCUGACCCAGAAGAGAAAAGCUCUAAGGCAGAGUCUGGGGAGAAGUCUAAGAAGCGCAAGAAGCGAAAACGAAAGAAGAAUAAGUCAUCAGCCCCAGCAGAUUCUGAACGGGGGCCCAAACCAGAACCGCCUGGUAGUGGUAGCCCUGCACCACCAAGAAGACGGCGGCGAGCCCAAGAUGAUUCCCAGCGGAGAUCCAUUCCAGCUGAAGAAGGGAGCAGUGGCAAGAAGGAUGAAGGUGGAGGUGGUGGCAGCUCCCAAGAUCAUGGUGGGAGGAAACACAAAGGUGAACCUCCAACUUCAUCCUGCCAGCAAAGAGCUAGCAGCAAACGGAGCAGCCGAUCUAGCCAUCGAAGUCGACCCAGUAGUGGAGAUGAGGAUAGUGAUGAUGCUUCAUCACGCCGGCUGCACCAGAAGUCUCCAUCCCAGUACAGUGAGGAGGAGGAGGAGGAAGAGGAGGAAGAAGAGUCGGGCAGUGAGCAGUCCCGUAGCCGCUCACGGUCUGGCCGGCACCAUUCCUCUCGCCGUUCCUCCCGGCGUUCUUACUCAAGUAGCUCAGAUGCUUCUUCAGACCAGAGCUGCUAUAGUAGACAACACAGUUACUCUGAUGACAGCUAUAGUGAUUAUAGUGACCGAUCACGAAGGCACUCCAAGCGCUCCCACGACUCUGAUGACUCAGACUAUACCAGUUCCAAGCACCGGUCCAAGCGGCACAAAUAUUCAUCUUCUGAUGACGACUAUAGCCUCAGUUGCAGCCAGUCCCGAAGCCGAUCUCGGAGUCAUACUAGGGAGCGCUCAAGAUCCCGGGGCCGCAGCCGCAGCAGCAGUUGUAGUCGCAGCCGGAGCAAACGGAGAAGCCGCAGCACCACAGCCCACAGCUGGCAGCGGAGUCGGAGCUAUAGCCGGGACCGCAGCUGCAGCACCCGGAGCCCUUCGCAGAGAUCAGGCUCCAGGAAGGGAUCGUGGGGUCACGAGAGCCCUGAGGAGAGGCGUUCUGGUCGUCGAGACUUCAUUCGCUCUAAAAUCUACCGCUCCCAGUCUCCCCACUAUUUCCGAUCAGGCCGGGCAGAAGGUUCCGGGGAGAAGAAGAAAGAAGAUGGCAGAGGAGAUGAUGGUAAAGGGAUAGGCCCACCCUCCCAGAACAGCCACACUGGCCCAGGAGGAGGGCCAGAAGGUGACGGCAGCCCUGAAGACAAGAACUCUGUCACUGCCAAACUGCUACUGGAGAAGAUCCAGUCAAGGAAAGUGGAGAGGAAACCCAGUGUGAGUGAGGAGGUGCUGGCCACCCCUGCUAAAGCCGGGCUCAAGCUCAAGGACCCUCCACAAGGUUAUUUUGGGCCCAAGCUCCCCCCUUCUCUUGGCAAUAAGCCUGUCCUUCCACUGAUAGGGAAGCUCCCAGCUACCCGAAAGCCCAACACCAAGAAAUGUGAAGAGUCUGGCUUAGAAAGGGGGGAAGAGCAAGAGCAGUCAGAGACAGAAGAAGGGCCUCCAGGGAAUCGUGAUGCCCCAUUUGGACAUCAGUUCUCCUCAGAGGAAACAGCUGGCCCCUUAUCAGACCCACCCCCAGAAGAGCCAAAGUCUGAAGAAGUUACUGCUGAUCACCCUGUGGCUCCGUUAGGCACCCCAGUGCACUCUGACUGCUAUCCUGGUGACCCAUCCAUCUCCCAUAACUACCUCCCUGACCCCAGUGAUGGGGACACCCUCGAGUCCCUGGAUAGUGGCAGUCAACCAGGCCCUGUGGAAUCCAGCUUGCUGCCUAUAGCGUCAGACCUUGAGCACUUCCCCAGUUAUGCACCUCCCAGUGGGGAGCCUAGUAUUGAGUCAGCUGAUGGGGUUGAGGAUGCUUCCCUAGCCCCACUGGAAAGCCAGCCCAUCACCUUCACUCCCGAGGAGAUGGAGAAGUACAGCAAGCUCCAGCAGGCCGCACAGCAACACAUCCAGCAGCAGCUUCUGGCCAAGCAAGUAAAGGCCUUUCCCGCCUCGGCUGCCCUGGCCCCAGCCACUCCAGCCUUGCAGCCCAUCCACAUUCAGCAGCCGGCCACAGCCUCUGCCACCUCCAUCACAACUGUUCAGCAUGCCAUCCUGCAACAUCAUGCCGCAGCAGCUGCUGCUGCCAUUGGCAUUCACCCCCACCCUCAUCCCCAGCCACUUGCCCAAGUACAUCAUAUUCCCCAGCCCCACCUGACCCCCAUUUCCUUGUCCCACCUCACUCACUCAAUCAUCCCUGGCCAUCCUGCCACCUUUCUAGCUAGCCAUCCCAUCCAUAUCAUUCCCGCUUCAGCCAUCCAUCCUGGGCCCUUUACCUUCCACCCUGUUCCACAUGCUGCCCUCUACCCUACCCUGCUUGCCCCCCGGCCUGCUGCGGCAGCUGCCACUGCCCUCCACCUUCACCCACUACUUCACCCCAUCUUCUCAGGUCAGGACCUGCAGCACCCCCCCAGCCAUGGAACAUGAGUUGGGGGAUAGGAGCCCAGGUAGGGCCAGGGAAGGUGACCCAUAAAUCUUCCCUUGGGGUGUUGAGCCAUUAAUACCAGCAAGUAGAAGCUGGAAUGGGCAGUGUCUGACAGCCAAAGAGUUGAGUUUUGGCUUGCAGGGGUGG